GCAGAGCAUCUGCGCAGCCUGUUGCCGUUGACGACUAGAACAGACCCUAGUGUCACACCAGCGUUCACGUGACAAGGAAAAACAAACGGGCAACACUUAGCUUGCUAGCUAGUUACGCAAACACUUUCUUCACAAUUAUAGCUAUAUACUUAAAACUGCGGCAGAACUUUCGUUCUUUGGUUAUUUAAUAUGUGAUGGUGUGGUUCUACGGUUCCGUACAUUAGUUAAUAUAAUGCAAUGUAACGCCAGAACGCCAGAUCCAGUAAGACCUCGACCAAGCUACCUCAGUUCUGGCGGUGAAAGAAAACAAGUCCGCAAAGUUCAUACCAGAAAGAUUCCUUACAGGGUUGGAUACAGCUGGAACAAAGGUGGAAGACUCAAGGAGCUAAGAAUAAGGCACUUGGCAAGGAAGUUCCUGAAGAUAUGGAUGCACAACACCUUUGGCCGAAUUCGUCCUUAUGAAGCCAAGUCCCACUACAACAGCGUGCUUUUGAGACGGGCCUUUGAGGAAUGGAGAGAUGAGUGGUGGAUGUCCAGGAAAGAAUGGAGUCUUACAUUGCGGGCAGAGUGUCACUACAGGUAUUAUCUGUGUAACUUGGCUUUCCACAGCUGGCGAACAUUUCUGUCAUUGCAGAGGGAAAAGAAGAGCAAAGUCCAAAAUGCUCAAUCAUUUGCUAACAGGCAACGGAUGCGUCUGGUUUGGGAACAAUGGGAAGUUUUCACAGAAAUGAGGCAAAUGAAGAACAGAUUGCUUGAAUCUGCUCUUGAGCUGAACAGGCUUGCUACCUUGCGUUCAGUGUGGAGCUUGUGGCAAACUCGGCUGCAGCAGCAUCAAGUCCUUCACACUUUAGAGGAUCAAGCCCUAAAACAGAAGGCGCUGUCUUUACAGAGAAGGACUUGGCUUCAUUGGACAGAAAUGCACAGAGUUGCUUGUUGCCAGAAGGAGAAAGAAUCCAAAGCUGCACUUCAUUUCAUCCUCAGACUAAAAAGAAAGAAAUUACAUCUUUGGAAAAGUUAUGUGUCUUGUCUCCGAACCAAGAAAAAGUCACAAGCUGUGGCUCAGCGUACCUACGUACGCCAUCUGAUGAGGAUGUGUUGGAUGAAAUGGAGCAGUGCGUUGCAUCGUAAACAGAGCGAGGAGGAGCGUUUGCAAGCUGCAGGACACUUGGCCAUAAAGAGCACCCAGCGCAGAGCACUUGAGCGUUGGACAGCUUAUGUGAUGGUGUGCAGAGAAGAGGCUGAAAGAAACAGGAUUGCAAGUCAACAUCAUCAUCAUCAUUUACUGCAUGCUGGACUGAUGGGACUUUCUCUUAAUGUCAUUGGGAACAAAACGCACCGACUGAACAACAACAUGGCCGUCCAACAUUAUCAUCAAACUAUGGCAUGUAAGUAUUGGAAGCUGUGGCAGGGCCGUCUGGAGGAGGCUGAAGACAAGAGUUUUCAACCCCUAACAGAAAUGGCACUGACUAACCACAGAUCAUUCCUGUUGAGCAGCUGUUUUCACCAAUGGAGAGAGAAACUUGCUGAACAGAGACACAUGCAGAAAUUGGAGCAUCGUGCAGAUAUUUGGUUUGCUGAACGCAUGUUGCCUCGUUGUUUCGACUCGUGGAUUGAGUUCACUCUGAAGAGAAGACUCCACAAACAGAGAAGACACAAGGCAGAAGUCUAUAACCAGCAGCGUCAGUACACUCUGGUGUUUUACACCUGGUGGGGACAAUCGGAGAAACACAAGGAGCAGAUGCUUUCUGAGCGGAUGGCAAUUCUACACGAGGAGCGCGGCCACUUGAAGAGAGCCUGGACUCGUUGGAGACAACGGACAGAGCAGCAGAUUGAAGAAGAGGAAAAACAGAAGGCUUCAGACCGUCUGCACUUGCACAGAACGCUUCACAAGACGAUCACACAGUGGAAGGACAACAGCACAGAGAUACGAGACAGGAGAAAUCGAGAGCUGCAGGCUUGUCAUCAGGGUGACCUGCGCUGCAUGAGAUGGGCUGUGGAAAAAUGGAAAAAGUUUGUUCAGAGCCAGAGAGUGAAAAUAAGCAGACUGAAGCAGAUGCAGCAUUACCAUGAAGUUAACCUCCUCAAACGCACUUUUGUGGCCUGGAAGGCACACCAUCUACAGACGUGUCAGAUCUAUUGUCAUGCAGAGGAACUUUAUGGGCAACAAAAACAGAACCUUCUCAGGACAAUUCUGUGUGUUUGGAGGGAGAACGCUGUGCUGCACGCAGAGAACCGGCUCACAGAGCAGCGAGCACAGAGUCACUUUCAGCAUUUCCUUCAACUUAAGGUGUUUCUUGCUUGGAGAAAAGCAACAGCAUGUGCAGUGUCAAAACGCCACCAGCAGUGGGAAGCAGUCAACAAGGCUCAGAGGUCCAUAAAUCAAGUGCGGCUGCUGCGGUCUUUUAGACAAUGGAGGAAGCAGACCAGGAAUGCCCGGAGAGAGAGAGUAUGGAUGGAAAAAGCCAAGCAGUGCCACGACUCCAAACUCCUUUCUAAAGCAGUGAAAGCCUGGAAUCAGCAUCACAAUCAAUAUCAGAAAAAUAAGGUAAUGAAACGACAGGGAAUCCUUCUGAUGAGAUUAAAGAUGUACCAGACGUACUUUGAACAGUGGAAAAUGAAGCUGCAGCACAGACGGAGAGAAGCUAAGCAGACGGAGCGAGCGCUCUGGCACUGGUCCCUCACUCUCCAGGCCAAGGUGCUGUACGGAUGGAGACUGUGCGUCACAGAGCAGCGCAGAAAACUAGAGCAGGCUGCCAGAGCUGCACAUGUCUACAGAGAGCAGCUGCUGAGGGACGGUGUGGCGCGCAUCCUCACGUACGCUGCUCACAUGAACGAUCUCACAUCGAGCCUAACACAACACAGCCAAGAGCAGAGAUCACGACGUCUCCAGAGAGUGGUGAAGCGUUGUGCGAUGCGGUGGAUGCAGCGGGCGCUGUGUAAACCACGAAGAGAACAAGAGGUCAAAGGGCAACCGAAAAAGAGCGUGACCUUCUGUUUGACCACACCUGGAUUGAAAAGUGUCUCUCCAUUUGACUCAGAGGAGCAGGAAGCUCAAGAUGGAGGGCUUAGCAAGCUAUCACUCAGCCGUACCACUCGACGUCAGCCAAGACGCUGCGAGGAACUGUUUGAGUCUCCUCUGAAAAUACAUACUCAAAAGCAGACUGUCGUCACCAGUGCCGAAGCAGCUCCAAAACCCUCGCAGCUUAGUUGUCCUUCACUGGGAGGCCAUUGUACAGCUUCAUCCUGCCCCCAUCCUGCUAAAGUCCCUGUUCCCUCCACAUGUCAGAGCAUCAACCCACUGAACGUGUCACCCUCUGGAGCGCACAUGUCCUCCAUGGACUGUUCUCAGGAAACCCAAACCCAAGACAUUCUUCUACCCCCCUCUGCUUUUAUGACCACUAGGACUGAAGAUACGUUGGGGACGACUAACAGCUCAGGUUUUGAAGAUGCUUCAUUUUUGCCCCUUCAUCAGUUUGGCUCCCCCUUUAAACAACACUCAUCAUUUAAUUCAGACGAACGUCUGAGGUCAUCCAGUGGAGAAACUGUAGAAGAAGCAGUGACGGAUCCAACUUCAGCUCUGACCCGAGACAUGCUCAGCAUUAAGAUGGACAUGAUGACAUACCAACAGGACAGGAAGCAGCUCCGGGCAUGGCACAAACUAAAAGAGGUGUUACAAAGUUGGCUGCAGACAAGUGGAAGGGAUGAACAAAAGGAAAAAAAUGAUGUUUGUCAAGAGUUGAAGGAGUUGGAGGAGCGCAUCAACCAACUGUCCACUGAGCUGGCAAAACGGAAACCAACGAUGCUGCUACACGCAGAGAGGAUCCAGCAUUUACAGACCGCCCUCCAGGCUUCAGGGGUUGUUGUUCUCCAUCCGAAAAGAGAAAAGAUGGAAACAGUUAGCUCUGUGUUUACAACAUGACAGGGAAUAGCGCCUCACACACAAAAGUAAUUACAACUGCUCAUUGUUAAAAUAACACAAAGAUUAACACGAGUAUUGAAUGAGAAAACUGUUCACCAGCCACCAUAUUUUAGAUUGAACAUGUGUACCUCUACUGUACUAAGCUUUUAAGAAAAAGAAAUCUAAAUGUCCACAUAUUUCUAUUUAUUAUUGUUGAAUAUCAUGUAAAUUGUUUAAAAACAUUAAAUCCUAGUUCCCGCACACGCUUUCACUGCCCUUAUCUACCCUUAAAAUCUGCAGAAACGCUGGAUAGGGGUCGUCCUUGUGACAGAUGCUGCUAAAUAUUUUCCAUAUGUGGGCAAAAAGUCACUUAACCGUCUUCAGAGGAGCUGCCCUUGCGCAAUAGGCUUUCUAUUUAUCCGUUAGUACCAGUGCCUCUUAUACUUUGGGAAAUCCAUGCAGCAGUUUCAGGGAUUUCAGACUUACAGAAAGUAUGUCUGUCUAGUGAGCUCUGCAGGCUAUACAACAACAGGUUUGUCCAGAUCUUUGAUCUACAACAGCACAGGAUGCAAGGACUUUAUGGCGUUUUACUCGUUUUCAUCUUUGUCUGCUGCAUCAGGGGUGAGUUAUGUUACUGAACUACUUAUUUACUUUCAUCAAGUUAUUUUAUGUUCAUACUCAUUGUGUUGUUGAACGUUUAAAGUCUUUAUAUUCUUUUGUAGAUGUUUACUUUUGGUUGUUGCUGGCAAGAUUGUUGUCCUCUUCCUGGAGCUUUUUGUGGACAUUAUUAAAACUGAUUUAAUUAAAUAUAAAAGUUGUCAAUUUUUCACAGUUUAACAAAAUGCUAAGUUAAUUUUAGAUUGUAUUACUGAAUGUGCAAAUAAAUUCAUUAAAUAACUACAUCUUAC
Molecule: messenger RNA, 4806 nt
Organism: Etheostoma cragini (Arkansas darter)
Lineage: Eukaryota; Metazoa; Chordata; Actinopteri; Perciformes; Percidae
Gene: sfi1
Product: SFI1 centrin binding protein
Exons: 31
Coding region: 233-3919 (1228 amino acids)
Molecular function (GO): phosphatase binding
Source: RefSeq, a predicted model, not a curated record